Verticillium nonalfalfae is the source of this 303-nucleotide messenger RNA. RefSeq lists its product as uncharacterized. The transcript is spliced from 2 exons. The record is from RefSeq and is a predicted model, not a curated record. Bases 1 to 303 code for a protein of 100 amino acids. NCBI's taxonomy places the organism in Eukaryota, Fungi, Ascomycota, Sordariomycetes, Glomerellales, Plectosphaerellaceae.
AUGACGGUCCACCAUCUCAUCGCCCUUGGCGAACACCUCCGCGGGCCCUCCAGCGUUGAGAGUCUUCGAGCCGACUACCUGCAGGCUGGCGUCUCGAAGGGCUACUGGAAGAUUGCGCCCAAGCAUCCUGACAUUAACCCCGCUGAUACUGAAGCCUUUGGUACCGCUUUCGUCUCCAGUCUUCUGCUGACUCUGCCCUGGAGGGACGCUGAGCGUUUUGGACGAGUGGUACGACCUGUGUUCGAGGUCAAGUUUGCGGGGCUGGACGAGUUUCUGGCCGAGGUUGGCGUGGAAGGCCCAUGA